Bombus impatiens (common eastern bumble bee) is the source of this 3589-nucleotide messenger RNA. Its product is annotated as ATP-dependent DNA helicase DDX11. The coding region runs from base 109 to 2685 and encodes 858 amino acids. The record is from RefSeq and is a predicted model, not a curated record. The transcript has 7 exons. NCBI's taxonomy places the organism in Eukaryota, Metazoa, Arthropoda, Insecta, Hymenoptera, Apidae. Gene Ontology annotation, molecular function: DNA binding; DNA helicase activity; hydrolase activity, acting on acid anhydrides, in phosphorus-containing anhydrides. Gene Ontology annotation, cellular component: nucleus. Gene Ontology annotation, biological process: nucleobase-containing compound metabolic process; establishment of sister chromatid cohesion.
CUUGAAGAUAUUUAAAAAAGUAAUAAAAAUAGCAUAAGUAGCAUAAAUAGUAUGUAGUAGAAAAUCUUAUCAUAUUAAUUUGCAACUUAUUAAUUUUAUAUUACAAAUAUGGAAACUACAGAAGAAUUUCCUUUUCCUUUCCCUCCAUAUCCAAUACAAACUCAGUUUAUGAAAGAGUUAUAUAAAUGUUUCGAAAAUUCUAAGUUGGGAAUCUUUGAAAGUCCAACUGGUACUGGUAAAUCCAUGUCAAUUAUUUGUGGUGCUUUAAAAUGGUUACUUGACUAUGAAAAACUGCAAAAAGAUGAACUGACAAGUGCAAUUUCUGAACUUGAUGAACAAAUUAAACAAUAUAUUAACUCCACUGAUAAUUGGUUUUAUGUACAAACUCAACAAAUAGAAUUAAACCGCAAAAGGCAAGCGUUACAAACAAAAUUAAACAAUAUUGUUCAGUAUGAGCAAAAAAAGAAUAGUCUGAAAGAAAGAACUAAAGGUGUAAAUAGUAAGAAAAAGGAUUCAUCUACUAAAUUUGCAACAAGUUCUGCAAAGGACAGAAGUGAAAUAGACAAAAAUUCAGUUGAUACAAACGAAAAGGGAAGUAUUGAGGAAGAAUUACUUUUAGAAGAUGUUGAACAUUCAGAAAGUUCUGAAGAUGAAGACAAAGAAGAAAUUUAUGAAAAUAUAAAAAUUUUCUUUUGCUCUAGGACCCAUUCUCAAUUAUCUCAAUUUAUAGGAGAACUCAGAAAGAGUCCUUAUUCAAAAAAUGUAUCUGUAAUAACAUUAACGUCCAGGCAAAAUUAUUGCAUUAAUAAAAAUGUAAAAAAAUUGAAACAUUUAAAUUUAAUAAAUGAAUGCUGUUUGCAAUUACAAAGGAAAAAGACAACUGCUAAGGAUGAAAAAGAUCUUAAAAGAAAGAAAAUGACAAGUAGUUGCCCUUUUGUGCCAGGAAACCAAGAUUUACUAAUAAGAGAAAGCUUAAUGCAGAUUCGGGAUAUUGAAGAAAUUGUGCAAAAAGGAGAAAAUCUUAAAACUUGUGCGUAUUAUGCAUCAAGAAAAGCUGUUUCAUAUGGUCAAUUAAUACUGGUGCCAUACAAUACCAUAUUGCAUAAGAACACUAGAAUUAGUUCAGGAAUAAAUUUAAAAGGAAAUAUAUUAAUAAUUGAUGAAGCACAUAAUUUACUUGAAGCCAUUGAAAAUAUGCAUAGUGUUAUAAUUACAGGCAGAAAUUUAUUGCAUUGUUAUAGCCAACUUUCCCAAUAUCAAAACAGAUUUCAAACUUUAUUCUCAGCAAAAAAUAUUCUAAGCUUAACUCAGUUGAGCUUUUGUUUGAGAAAACUUAUAACAGUUUUGGGGGCUACUAUAAAAUCAAAUCCCGAUGAUGUUAUAAAUAUAGAAGCAUCUCCAAAAUUAUAUAAGAUAGAAGAAUUUGCAAUUAUGACAAACAUUGACACAGUAAAUAUGUUUGAAUUGUUGAAAUUCAUUAAAAAUUCUCGACUGAAUCAUAAAUUACAAGGUUUCAUAGAACAGUAUGACACAAAUUUAAAAAUUCAUAAUCAUAACACAAAGACAUGUGGUGUAAAACAGUUUUUAAAUUCAAUUAAGACAAAAAGCACAGAGUUUGAUACAAUCACAGACAUUCAAUUAGAUGAAGAUCGCUCAAAUAAUCCAAUGAUGACAAUUAUAAGUUUCUUAGAAUGUUUACGAAGCAACUGUAGUGAUGGGCGCAUAUUUAUUAUUCCAGGUCCAACUGUUGGACAAAGUAUCAUAAAAUUUCUUUUAUUAAAUCCAGCAGCGCACUUCCAUGAUAUUAUUCGGGAUGCUAGAGCUGUAAUAUUAGCUGGUGGGACAAUGGCACCAAUGAAUGAAUUUACAGAUCAGUUAUUCAUAGCAGCAGGUGCUUCAUCUGAAAGAAUUGUCACAUAUUCAUGUGACCAUGUAAUUCCUGAAGAAAACAUAGUAUGUAGCAUAACAACUCAUGGCCCAACUGGUAUUGAAUUUGAAUUUAAUUUUCAAAAUCGAGAAAAUACAAAAUUGUUAGAUGAAUUAGGGAGGGCAUUAUUAAAUUUAUGUAAUAUCAUACCAGCUGGUAUUAUAGUCUUUUUACCCUCCUAUAAUUUUGAAGAAUUAAUAUAUAAACAUUUAGAAAAUUCUGGUAUUGUUAAGAAACUGUCUUUAAAAAAACAUAUUCUUCGAGAACCUAAAUCAGCUUCUCAGGUACAUGAAAUUUUAAAAGAAUAUUCGCUUCACGUAAAAAAUCCAAAAAAUUCACAGAAUGGAUCAUUAUUGUUUAGUGUGGUGGGAGGAAAAUUAAGCGAAGGAUUAAAUUUUUCUGAUGAUUUGGGAAGAUGUGUUAUAGUUGUGGGAAUGCCUUAUCCUAAUAUCCAAUCAUUGGAAUUACAAGAGAAGAUGAAAUAUUUAAACGAAAAUAUUAAAUCAGAUGCUGGUCAAAAUUUCUAUGAAAAUUCAUGCAUGAAAGCAGUAAACCAAUGUAUUGGACGAGCUAUUCGACACAUUAAUGAUUAUUCAACAGUAAUAUUAUUAGAUAAACGCUAUAGUUAUAAAAUAAAAGCACUGCCACAGUGGAUUCAACGUACAUUAAUCAUUCAUAAAAGUUUUGGUAGCACAAUUGGUGCUAUAUCUAAAUUUUUCAAUAAAAAAAAAAUUAAAUCCAAUAAAAAAAUAACAUAAACAGAACAAAAGAUAUCUAAACAUUAUUAUAUGUAUUAUUAAUAUAUUUACUGUUACUAUUACAUUUAUUAAAAGUAAGUUUUGUUAACAUAGAUAUAAAAUUCUGCAUAUAGUUCCUACAUAUAAUUUGCAAGAUGCACUUCAAAUUUAUAUGUCAGAUCAUGAUAAUAAACUUGACCAGGAUAUAAUAUAGAACAUGGGAAAUGUGACUGAAAACAAUUCAUCUAUUAUGUCAAUCUUUAUAACUUUACUAAAAAAGCCAAAGUGCUAUUAUCAUUUAUAUGUACAUAAGAAAUACUUACAUAAUAUAUUGCAUUAGGAUAAUUUUGUGGUUGAAUACUAAAAGCACAAUACUUUUUAUAAUGAGCUCCAUGUUUUCCUAAGAUAAAUUCUAUCUUUUUAGGUACAGUCGUUACUUUUUUAUAAUGUUUUUCAACUUUUAUUUCUUCUUCCUCAUCUUCAUGAUCAUUUUUAUAAACUUCACCAAUUUCUUCGGCUUCUUCAAUGUCCUAUAGUCGAAUCAAAUUUAUGAUAUACAAGUUAUUACUUACAUAAAUAACAUGUUGUUGAUAAUUAAAACAUUGAUUUACUUCUAAUAAAUCAUAACUAGAUAAAAAUUCUGGAAUAGUAUAAGGUGGCAAACGGCCUCCAGUGUAGAACUGCACCCCACAUUGGUCUGAAUAAAUUUCUAAAGCACUAAACACCAAUAUAUUUAAAACAACUGUAUUACUCAAUAAACAACUAAUAUAUUUGUUUAUAUAUACCGUCCACUUUUUACAUGCCAUACUUUGGCAACAAAUGAACUACCAGAUUGUCCACCUUUUGUAACACAUAAAUUAUGAUCAAAACCUUCUCCAGGUGGAACCUAGCAAUAAUUAAAGGAAAGAGUUCAAUAUCUUUAAAA